AUGUCAGGAGAUUUGUUAUCAAAAGUGCAACCAGAUCUAUUAAUGCUUGACAGUUCAAGACGCGUAUCACAUUUGGUCCCACUUAACGAUACCAAACCACUGAAUGAGGCUGCAGUUGUGUAUAAGAAAGAUUUGGAAGCACCUAAACAUUUGGUGACAAACCGGAACGAUCAUGAACUGUUAAGUGAACAUUCGCGAAUGCGCAAAACUAUUGCAAAUGUUGUCACUGAACGUCGUAUAAUUGGUGGAAAUGCACAUGCUGAGCAUUUCAUAAGAGAAUUGAGAGCAGCAUCUCAGAUAAACCGUGCGCCUCCAGGAAUAUCACACAGUUCACAUUUACACUGGGAUUUAUUGCUUGGAAGAGAUGAAACAAUCGAGCCAUGUGAUUAUUUGAAUUUCGAUUAUGUUGCUAAAUUUUGA
Molecule: messenger RNA, 420 nt
Organism: Acanthocheilonema viteae
Lineage: Eukaryota; Metazoa; Nematoda; Chromadorea; Rhabditida; Onchocercidae
Source: the annotation of a GenBank genome assembly